UUCAACUACUAAACCCGGAAGAGAACAUUCGCUCGUGUUUGAUAAUUUACCUUAUCCACGGCUUCUCUUUCGUUUGUUUUGUACAUUUUUAUCCUGUUUUUUUCAGAAUUGUACUCUCGUCAUGAAAAGACGAGAGACACGUCUUACAAGGAGAAAGACUACAGACACGAGUGGACAUUUAUUGAUGUGGUUAUUAUCAUACGAAGCGGGGAUUCGUCUUCAGCGGCAGUUUAGCUCAAACGUUAGCCCGGGAAAAGACUGGCCGUUAGCUCCGUUUGUGAACAACUCCAACCGGGACAGCCAAAGUUAACCGCCUAUGUGUGUGGAUAGCCGCUUAAUGUUUGGAGCCCAAAAACUGGGGCUAAGGUCUGCUGCGUGCCGAUGCUGCUCUGACCGACCGCCGCGGAGAUGAUGGCGUCGCCGGGCGGUCCGUCUCCGCCGGGCUUCAGGCAGCUCUCGGUCUUACUGGUGGACUGUCUGAAGGAACCAGCAGACCCGGGACCAGCUCGGAGGCCGCAACAGGACGGCGACUUCUCAGCCGUCGUCCGCCAGACCGACUGCGCGAGAACUCCCGGACCCAACGGGUGGAUCGUUCAUCCGGCAGCCGAGCAGAGCUACGCCAGCGUCGAGGUCGAGUUGGAGGCGGAGGACGAGCGGCCGCAGGAGGAUGAGCAGCCGGAGGCCGGCAUCUCCUCUGGGAAUCCGCUAGAGCCGGCGGACGCGAUAAAACAGGAGCCGCACUGGCGCGACACCGACACAGACGCCGCGGCGGAGCUCCAGCCGUGCAAAGAAGAAGCCGUCGACGGCCGCGACAACGAAAACCCCGACUGGAAGGUAAGCUCGGCGCCUCCGGGGGACGGGGCCGCGCCGUUCCCGCGGGACCACGAGCUGUCCGAGGCGCUCAAAACGGAGGCCGAGCCUGACGCGGAGGCGCCGAGCCAGGAGGAGGACGCAAAACCGCCCAACGGCUCUUGGGACAACGUCGCCGCACCGGAGCAACGAGACGCUGAAGAAGAAGAAGAAGAAGAAGCCUCGGAGCCGGGAGCGCCAGGUAAUUUCUAUAGAGUUUUAAUUUUCUUCAAUAGAAAAUGCACCUCGAUACGUCUCGUGAAUAAGAACAUGAGAGAGAGAGAGAGAGAGAACUUUUAACGGUGCG
Molecule: messenger RNA, 1156 nt
Organism: Perca flavescens (yellow perch)
Lineage: Eukaryota; Metazoa; Chordata; Actinopteri; Perciformes; Percidae
Exons: 5
Coding region: 409-1149 (246 amino acids)
Source: RefSeq, a predicted model, not a curated record